Cuscuta campestris is the source of this 687-nucleotide messenger RNA. NCBI's taxonomy places the organism in Eukaryota, Viridiplantae, Streptophyta, Magnoliopsida, Solanales, Convolvulaceae. The record is from the annotation of a GenBank genome assembly.
AUUGGGGAUUUCUAAGGGCUGCAGCCAUCACAGUCACCAUAUUCACUGUUGUAAGGUUAUUGGUGAGUCUUAUGCUUCUGGCGGAGAAAUCGAUUUGGGCAUACAUCACAGUAAAUGUUGCAGCCAUGGCAGUGUUAGAGCGACCACCUUUGCCUGUUAGAGGCUGGACGCUUGAAUGGCCACGUUUGCUCCUUCAAUACCACCCUACAACAACCGUCCCUUGGGUGGUAGGCAUGCUUAGAGAUUUUAGCCCAUAUGUGGAACUGAUGAGGAUCUUUAAUGGAUUCCGAGGCUAUGAUGAUAAUUGUUAACUUUCUCUUCAUUGGGCUUGUGUUAUUUCAACCUGUAACUUGGCAAGGCACACAUGCCAAUGGGCGUCUUUGCAGCCAUGGCAGUGUGGGAAUAUCACUUUCCCAGUAUACUCAAAUCUGAGCCUCCACGGUGUCCCAGAAGAAACCUUAUAUACUGUUGGACAUUCAACUCUGACCUCUUUGAUUAUAAUUUCAGUCUGCUGUCUUGUUUCUUUAAGAUGUAUGCAACCUUAGACUUCUUCAAAUAGAGAGGUUGUUUCGGUGAGAUCUUUGAUGCAUUGCUACAUCCGCUUUCUAAAACUUUAUUGAAAGUCCACUGCUAUAGCCAUCUGGACCUGGACUUUUGUUGUUAGUUUAAUAAGGAUAGGAAGUUCCU